This is a messenger RNA of Phaeodactylum tricornutum CCAP 1055/1, 462 nucleotides long. RefSeq lists its product with no specific name. The record is from RefSeq and is a predicted model, not a curated record. The coding region runs from base 1 to 462 and encodes 153 amino acids. The transcript has a single exon. Lineage: Eukaryota; Bacillariophyta; Bacillariophyceae; Surirellales; Neidiaceae.
AUGAAGAUCGACACGAAGAAAUGCAAGUUGCUGGAAGGAGCUCCUUCAACGUACGUUCGCGAGAAUCCGUUCUUCGACUACCGCGACAACGACCCAGAGCCGUCGGAAAAUAAAGGUCGUCAAACACGCUUCGAGCUCACCAGUGUUGUAUCUCCCGUCAAACGAAGUCGUCGAGUCGAGUGCCUGGAUUCCACGGAGCCUGUUACGGAGACUCGCAGUAUUUGUAUGGAUGACCUCAUGGGUCGCCUGGCCCACCUGUCGCUCCAAUCCGUUACUGGGUCGACCACGUCCACCAACAUCGCAAUCGAGCGCCAGCAAGCGGCGGGAAUCUCCCCCUUAUACGAAUUUAAUGAACAAAAUUCGCUGGGCUGCAUUUCUUUGACCAUUCCAAGUUCCAAAAUCGAGCACAAGAUGGUCAAGGUUCGUCGAUCCGCGCGCAUCGCGAACGCCGCCCGUUCGUAG